Humulus lupulus (European hop) is the source of this 3105-nucleotide messenger RNA. Its product is annotated as receptor-like protein kinase FERONIA. NCBI's taxonomy places the organism in Eukaryota, Viridiplantae, Streptophyta, Magnoliopsida, Rosales, Cannabaceae. Gene Ontology annotation, biological process: protein phosphorylation. The coding region runs from base 380 to 2983 and encodes 867 amino acids. The record is from RefSeq and is a predicted model, not a curated record. The transcript has a single exon. Gene Ontology annotation, molecular function: protein kinase activity; ATP binding.
AGAAAUUCAAGAGAGUAGUGUUCAUAAACACCCGUUGCUCUUCUUGUUAUUUUCGGCUUCUUUUGAUAGGUAGUACGCAACCAUUAAUCGCCCCAUAAACAAUGAUGUUGGAGGUAAAUUUUCUAACUCAAAUUUCAUUAAAGACAUGCCUCUAUAUAAGUAUAUAUUUUAAUUGAUAUGUAGAAUAUAAUUGUUAUUGUUUUCUAAUCAUCCUUCUUUUAAAGUUUAACAUGUUUGACUAAAUAAUACUAAAUAAAUUAACUGCGCUCAUGGCCGCUUAUAAAAGACGUCGAUCAGAUCAAACACAAAUAAUAUAUUAUCUCAAGAAAUCUUAUAUCAAAAUCUACGGGUGAUUGCCUUUUCUUUUAUUCUGAUAACCAUGAGCAGAACCAGCAACAAAUAUCUUCAGAGACUACCGAUGGGUAUGGGUAUGGUCAUGAUCUUCUUCUUCUUCUUCUACUUCAUUGAAAUCACCUACGAACAAAGGCCACCUCCUUACAUCCCUGUGGAGAACAUAAUCAUCGACUGUGGAUCUUCAGGAGAACACAUUGCACAAGAUAAACGGAGCUGGAAUGGAGACAUAGACUCCAAAUUUUUUCCUUUAGAAGGCAAAAAUAAAGCAUCAGCCCCCCUCAAAGCGGUGGAAAGAACAAUUGCGUUGGACCCAGUCCCGUAUGAAACAGCACGGCUCUCGCUUUCUGAAUUCACCUACACGGUACCAGUAACCCCAGGCCCAAAGUUCGUCCGGUUGUACUUCUUCUCAGCAACAUACAGAGAUUUUAAUCGCUCAAAGGCCUUCUUCGAAGUCAGGAUCGACAAAUAUACUCUGCUAAAAAACUUCAGCGCUUCUCUUACUGCUGAUGCUCUUAACAUAUAUGGUAUAAAGAAAGAAUACAUUUUGACAGUGGAGAAGUCACCCAUGAAGAUAACUUUCACUCCUACAUCUUCUCAGGCAGGUGGAGCUUUUGCUUUCAUCAACGGCAUCGAAAUAGUAUCCAUGCCCUCUGCUCUAUAUUAUUCAAAUGGCCGUGGCCUUGCUAUUGUGGGACAGGAAGGUCGCUUCUUCACCCUCACAAACAACACGGCUAUGGAAACUAUGUAUCGAAUAAAUAUUGGUGGCAACACUCUCUCCCCCAUUGACGACACCGGCAUGUUUCGUCAAUGGAACACGGAAGAAGAGUACCUGGUGAGUGAAGGGCUGAGCGUUCAACCAAUUACCAUUACCAGAACUCCACUGAAAUUCAGAGAUAAUAUUUCAUCUUAUGCAGCACCUGACAGCGUCUAUAAAACCGGCCGGUCUACAGGAAAUAAGCCCAAUAAAGCGUUACUGAGAAGUUACAAUCUCACUUGGGAAUUUUCUGUGGAUUCCAAAUUUAGAUACAUGUUGAGAUUGCACUUUUGCGAGAUUAACAAAGAGUUUACUGAAGUCGGCGAUCGGGUCUUUUAUAUUUAUAUAGCAGAUGAUAGAGUUGAGAAAAAAUUCGAUAUUAUCAAUUUUGCUCAUGGUCAAUUUGUACCUUACUACAAAGACUACCUAUGGUUUGGUAAUAAUAGCGAUCAAAAGAAAGUUAAGCUCUCUGUAGCUCUGCAAGCGAACCCGGAUGAUUAUCGGACGACUUUUGUGGAUGCAAUUUUGAAUGGACUGGAGAUCUUCAAAUUGAACGAUGACAGCGGUAAUCUUGCCGGUCUAAAUCCCGACUCUCCUAACCGUACCGCAAUUGCCCGACCAUCCACGGAUGCGGAGAAGGGGAAAAGCAGUCUAAUAACUAUUAUUGGGGUCGUUUUUGGCAUAAUCGCUUGUAUGGUUCUGAUCUCUGUUCUAAGUUUCUUCAUUUCUCAGAGUAGAAGAAAAGUUAAAGACUCAGCUUCUACUGAAGGUAGUAAUUGGUGGGACCCCAUUUUUUGUACCAAGUCCAAGUCAAGGAAGAAACAAGGUUCUUCAUUGCCGUUAGAUCUGUGUCGAUACUUUUCAUUGGCAGAGAUCAAAGUCGCAACCACCAACUUCGACUCUAUGUUCAUUAUCGGUAGGGGUGGAUUUGGCAACGUCUACAAAGGAUAUAUCGAUGGUGGGACCAUCCCAGUUGCAAUUAAACGGUUAAAACACCAAUCAUUACAAGGGGGGCAUGAGUUUAAAACUGAAAUUGAGAUGCUCUCCUAUCUCCGCCACCUCAAUCUUGUCUCUCUUAUUGGUUAUUGUAACGAAGAGUCAGAAAUGAUUCUUGUAUACGAGUACAUGGUACGCGGGACUCUUUCUAGUCAUCUCUAUAACACUGAUAAUUCACCUCUUUCUUGGAAACAACGACUCCAAAUCUGUCUUGGAGUGGCUAAUGGGCUAUAUUACCUGCAUGAAGGUGUAAAUCAUAUGAUCAUCCAUCGUGAUGUAAAAACCACUAAUAUUUUAUUAAGUGAAAGACUAGUAGCCAAGAUUUCAGAUUUUGGGUUAUCAAAAAUGGUCCCCACCACCUUAUCGAAGACCCAUGUCAGCACAAUGGUCAAAGGUAGUUUUGGGUAUUUAGAUCCGGAAUAUUUUAAAUGCCAACAAUUAACGGAAAAGUCUGAUGUGUACUCAUUUGGUGUAGUGUUGUGUGAAGUACUGUGUGGUAGGCCACCGAUAUUACGAAAUGUAGAGAGAAGGAAAAUGAGCCUAUCCCAAUGGUUUCAGACAUGCUAUUUAGACAAAAUUCUGAUUCAGAUUAUUGACCCAUAUCUAAAUGGUAAGAUUGCACCUGAGUGUUUGAACAAGUAUGGGGAGAUUGCGAUGAGUUGCAUGCUAGAUAACGGAGCCGAUAGGCCAUCGAUGAAGGAAGUGGUGCGAGAGUUAGAGUUGGCAAUGCAACUGCAGAACAAUGCAGAAGAAAACAUUAGGUUUGGUGGAGAACCUUCUCAAAUGAAUCCUGAUGGUACAGUUAGAUAUUACUUUAGCUGGGAAGAUCCAUCUGGAGCUGUUUUCUCUGAUAUCAAGAAUCUUGAAGGAAGACCAUGAUGUAAACGAUCACAGUAUUAUGUAGCUACUUAUUUGUUAAAAUUAUUUUAUAUUUGUACUGGAAGAAUUUCCCCGAAGUGAUGUGGCAUUGCAUUUAAAAGAGAAAGUGAUGAUUUUGAGGA